Balaenoptera musculus (blue whale) is the source of this 6299-nucleotide messenger RNA. It is a transcript of the gene KCNQ5, whose product is annotated as potassium voltage-gated channel subfamily Q member 5. The record is from RefSeq and is a predicted model, not a curated record. Gene Ontology annotation, cellular component: membrane. The transcript has 15 exons. Gene Ontology annotation, biological process: potassium ion transport; transmembrane transport. NCBI's taxonomy places the organism in Eukaryota, Metazoa, Chordata, Mammalia, Artiodactyla, Balaenopteridae. Gene Ontology annotation, molecular function: voltage-gated potassium channel activity. Bases 1 to 2784 code for a protein of 927 amino acids.
AUGCCCCGCCAGCACGCGGGCGGAGAGGAGGGCGGCGCCGCCGGGCUCUGGGUGAGGAGCGGUGCGGCGGCGGCGGCGGCGGCGGGCUGGGGGCGCGCGGGCUGCGGCAUGAAGGAUGUGGAGUCGGGCCGGGCCAGGGCGCUGCUGAACUCGGCGGCCGCCGGGGGCGACGGGCUGCUGCUGCUGGGCACCCGCGCGGCCGCGCUGGGCGGCGGCGGCGGCGGCCUGCGGGAGAGCCGGCGGGGCAAGCAGGGCGCCCGGAUGAGCCUGCUGGGGAAGCCGCUCUCCUACAGCAGCGGCCAGAGCUGCCGGCGUAACGUCAAGUACCGGCGGCUGCAGAACUACCUGUACAACGUGCUGGAGAGACCCCGCGGCUGGGCGUUCGUCUACCACGCUUUCGUUUUUCUCCUUGUCUUUGGUUGCUUGAUUUUGUCAGUGUUUUCCACCAUCCCCGAGCACACAAAAUUGGCCUCAAGUUGCCUCUUGAUUCUGGAGUUCGUGAUGAUCGUCGUCUUUGGUUUGGAGUUCAUCAUUCGAAUCUGGUCUGCAGGCUGCUGUUGCCGGUACAGAGGAUGGCAAGGAAGACUGAGAUUUGCCCGGAAGCCCUUCUGCGUUAUAGAUACCAUCGUCCUCAUCGCCUCCAUAGCAGUAGUUUCUGCCAAAACUCAGGGUAACAUCUUCGCCACGUCGGCGCUGCGCAGCCUGCGCUUCCUGCAGAUCCUGCGCAUGGUGCGCAUGGACAGGCGCGGCGGCACCUGGAAGCUGCUGGGCUCCGUGGUCUACGCGCACAGCAAGGAAUUAAUCACCGCUUGGUACAUAGGAUUUUUGGUUCUGAUUUUUUCGUCUUUCCUUGUCUAUCUGGUGGAAAAGGAUGCCAAUAAGGAAUUUUCUACAUACGCGGAUGCACUCUGGUGGGGCACGAUAACGUUGACCACAAUUGGCUAUGGAGACAAAACCCCCCUGACCUGGCUGGGAAGGCUGCUCUCUGCAGGCUUUGCACUCCUGGGCAUUUCUUUCUUUGCGCUUCCUGCUGGCAUUCUUGGCUCAGGUUUUGCAUUAAAAGUACAAGAACAGCACCGCCAGAAGCACUUUGAGAAAAGAAGGAACCCAGCUGCCAACCUCAUCCAGUGCGUUUGGCGCAGUUAUGCAGCCGACGAGAAAUCUGUCUCCGUUGCAACCUGGAAGCCGCACCUGAAGGCCUUGCACACCUGCAGCCCCACCAAGAAAGAACAAGGGGAAGCAUCAAGCAGUAAGGUCUGUAGUCAUAAGCAGAAGCUCUUCAGAAUACACACCUCAUGGAAGCAGAGCCAGAAGCUCAGCUUCAAGGAGCGCGUGCGCAUGGCGAGCCCGCGGGGCCAGAGCGUCAAGAGCAGGCAGGCCUCGCUGGGCGACAGGCGGUCCCCCAGCACGGACAUCACCGCCGAGGGCAGCCCCACCAAAGUGCAGAAGAGCUGGAGCUUCAACGACCGCACCCGCUUCCGGCCCUCGCUGCGGCUCAAGAGCUCCCAGCCCAAGCCGGUGGCAGAUGCUGACACGGCGCUUGGCACCGACGACGUGUAUGAUGACAAAGGAUGCCAGUGUGACGUGUCUGUGGAGGACCUCACCCCACCACUGAAAACUGUCAUUCGGGCAAUCAGAAUUAUGAAGUUUCACGUUGCAAAACGGAAGUUUAAGGAAACAUUACGCCCGUAUGACGUAAAAGACGUCAUCGAACAGUAUUCUGCGGGUCACCUGGACAUGCUGUGCAGAAUUAAAAGCCUGCAAACACGUGUGGAUCAAAUUCUUGGAAAAGGGCAAAUCCCAUCAGAUAAGAAGAGCAGAGAGAAAAUAACCGCAGAACAUGAGACCACAGAUGACCUCAGCAUGCUCGGCCGAGUGGUCAAGGUUGAAAAACAGGUCCAGUCCAUCGAGGCCAAGCUGGACUGCCUGCUGGACAUCUACCAGCACGCCCUGCGGAAAGGCUCGGCGUCGGCCCUCGCACUGGCCCCCUUGCAGAUCCCGCCUUUCGACUGCGAGCACACCGCGGACUAUCAGAGCCCGGCCGGCGGCAGAGACCUGCCGGGCCCGGCCCCGCCCGGCGGCCGCCUGCCCCGCUCGGCCAGCGCGGGCCUGGCUCGGGGCCUGCAGCUCAUCCUGGCGCCCGGCGAGCUGGGCGCGCAGACCUUGUACGCGCUGAGCCCCCCGGCGGCCCUGGGGCCCGGGAGCCCGGGCGACGGCCCGGCGGGGCCGGGGGUGGGCGCGGCCCGGCCGGCGGCUCCCGCCACCCUGCAGAUCCCGGCCCCGCUGCCCGCCCUGGGGGCCCUGGCCCCCGGCCCCGCGGGCCCACACGACGGCCUCCCCGACGUCUCCGCCCGCCUCGAGGCCGCCAAGGACCGCGUGGCGGCCAAGGAGCGCGCGCUGCGCCAGAGCCUCGACCUGGACGGCGCGGCCCUGCUCUCCGUCCGGCCCGCGGCGGCCCAGGACCGGGGCAAGUCGGCGUCGGUGCAGAACCUGAUCCGGUCCGCGGAGGACCUGGACGUGCCGCUGUCGGGGAGCGAGUCCAGCGGCUCCAGGGGCAGCCAAGAUUUUUACCCCAAAUGGAGGGAAUCCAAAUUGUUUAUAACUGAUGAAGAGGCGGGUCCGGAGGAGGCCGGGUCGGACGCCUUGGACGCGGGGCCGCCGGCCCGGGAACCCGCCCUGGCGUCGGACUCUCUCAGGACUGGACGGUUCCGAUCAUCUCGGAGCGCGGGCCCGGUGGCGGGAGGCGCGGAGGCCCUCGGCCGGGCCCACGCCAGGCUGAAAUGAGGCCCUCGUUCGCUUCCCUUGCCCCGCAGCCUCUCGGCCAUACAUGUCGCUGCAUGAACUCUUCGGGAGGCCCUUCUCAAAAGUUGAAUGCCCAAGAAUCAGGAAGAGCAGGAAAGGCAGUUUCCAAGCCCGUUACCUUUUAAUUGCAUGACAAUGCAUGUUCAGGGGAUGGCUGAACUUCCCAGGUAGGACAACAUUACCCCUCAUUCAGGAAGGUACCUCGAGUUAAAACUCCUGAGAAAUCAACACUGCUGGUGCUGUGGUGUGUGUGAAAAUGUCAAGGUCAGGUCGUUUAUAAGGUUGGACUCCGUGUUUUGAAAUGAUGGGAGUAAGCGCCUUCAAAUUUCAGGCAUUUCUGCUUUGUGGUAAAACACAGAAUACAGUUUCAGAAUGAGGCCAUGACGUGCGUACGUGUAAACAUAGUAUCAGCUGCUAACAGGGUGUCCAGUAAAGCAGAAUUGGGGAAUCACAGAAACGGCUGCCUGUUCAAGACGUACUUGCCAACCCGUUCCUAUUCAGGCAUUUUAUUAUUAAUGUAAUUUGAAUGUCAGUUCGUGCGCUUUUGGUGGCUCAACGCUGUGGCCAGCAACUUUGCACGUCAUUUUCAUGUUCUUUAUGCGAGAACGUUAGUCGGUUAGAAAAUGUGCAAACAGUGAAAUUCAGGGCCAGUGGGGCAAAUAGGCUGACUCUCUGACACAUCUGACUUCAGUGGAAACGUAUUCCCUGACGGCUCGCUCCAUCAGCUGCUACACAAGCAAACCAAGGCCCGAGCAGCGGACAGCCGGCCGGGCAGGGCUGAUGUGUGUGCCCUGCAGCGCUCUCCACUAAAGGCAAGUGCGAGAGGCUCUUCCCACGGCUGAUACACACGCAGGAUCCUGGGAGCGGACGUGUGAGUGAUCCUGGGAGCAGACAUGUGAGUGAGACGGGGAUGGAAAAGGCUUGAAAAGAGUCCAGACGCGACACCGGGAAACAAGUGAAGCUCAAGAAAAUGACUUCCCCCUCCAGGGCCAUGAGAGGGAGGGAAACAGACCAAAAGAAAAGAACUUGAUUUUUUUAGAAAACGAAUAUUGCUAGGGAAUUCAACUACCUAAACAUCCCUUAUUCUUAUAUAUAAGCAGAGAAUUUUGAAAGGCAUUUAUUUUUUAAUAUGCCCUGAAUGUUUUUUGCUAUUAGGUAGUACAUUUUGCAUAUGGAAGGCUAAAACUAAACGUCCUUUACUUUUUAUACUGUAGUGCACAUUUUCUAUUCUUCCCGAGAAUGUUGCCCCCAGUCUGAAAUUACUGGUUCAGUUUCCUGGUACAAACAUUUUAUGGUUCGAAGUCAGGUAACACGGGCGGGGUCUGCGAAUCAAAACACUUAAUAAUAUAGCAUGGCAGCAAAAAGACCAAGGGACACCAAAGGAGAAAUGUAUGUACCAGAAGGCAAGCAAAGUUGACCGCUUGUUAGAAACCAGCCUCGCUAGCCCAGACCGGCAGAACUUCAGCCAAGGUAACGGCACCCAAAGGGCCAGGAGAAGAGAGAGAACACUGGUUAAACUCUCACCACAGGAGGACUUAAAAAGGAAGAGUUUUUUCCUUGGCAGUAGUGCUGCCUCCGGGAAAACUUUCCCAGCGGCCAGGAGGACGCAGCAGGGCUAUCGCCGGCCACCCAGAGGCCAGAAGAUGCCCUGACACCUGCCAAGUCCCUCCCAACUCUCCCCAGCCGGGUUUCUCCACCCCAGACUCCCCCCGACUUUUCUUCUCCACAGGCUUAUGGACUCCCUGCCACAAGUUCCCCUCUGGACUUCACCAGCCGACAUCCCCAAGUAAACCGCUUCUCCACUCACCCGAAAUGCGCUUCUCGGCCUUUUAAGACCCUGUCCUUUUUGAUAAACACUGAAAUUUGGCAAGAUUCCUCUUCUCGCCCCACCGGGAUCCUAGCACACUCCCCCGGAGCGUGUCAUUCAGAGUGUGCUUGGGUGCUGGAGAUAUGCAGAAGAGAGUCUAAAUUUUACACUCCAGUUAAGAAGAGGUUCUCAAGCUUUCAAAGCCAUUAUUUUCAUUUUCAAAACGUAGAGUGUUAGUAAAGUAUUAAAUGCAAUGUUUCAUCUACCCAUGUCUCCACUCUAAGUUGUGAUCCAUCCUCCCAAGGAGGUUGUACACAAGAACACACACACACACACACACACACACACACCCUUCCACUGACCCAAAGCCAGACCCCCGCCGUGCACGGCAGGCCUCUCCAGGUGUCAGCCGAGGAAGAGGCAGGAGAUAGCAGCUUUCAGGUAGCACUGAGUCUUGGACACACUCUGUCCGGGUCAAACCCCACUGGCAGCAGGAACUCUGAAUGUACGGGGGACCCCCUUCUUUGGCCCCUUUAGGCCUCAGACACAGUACAGUUCAUCCGGCGUUGCUGAAGACGGAAGAUUCAGAAACAAACCUAAGCCCAUCACUGAGGGUUACCCACAGCCCCGUGUGGUAAACCAGGUUGGGAAAAAGCUUUCAUACAUCCAAGCCAUGACCAUUUUGUGUCUGUCUUACUCUAUAGCGCAAAAAGUCCUGGAUGUCGAAAGCCGGUUGUCUUGUGUGAACACUGGAGGGUUGUGUCUGCUCUGUUCCUCUCGGUGGAGCUGAGAGGGGCCUCCCACUUACUUACACUUCUUUAGCAAAGUCCCUUCGGUCAACCCCAGACGGCGUCUCGAAGCACAAGUUAGCUGAUCAGCCGCCGGCUUUCGUGUUCGUCUGCCCUUCUGCAGUUCGUGGGGCUGAUCCAGCUCACGCUUCACGGCAAACAAACAACAUCCCUUCUAGGAUGUGAACUGAAAAUUUUUGCUCUGUCUGAUCUAAAUGUUUGCAUUUUGUUCAGCUAAAUUAACAUGCGUAGAUUGCAAGUUUUGUUUAAAGAAGACACUUGAUUGAGUUUUUAAGUCUUUAUCUCCUGUUCUAAGGUGCCUUUCUUGCCUCCCCUUGACUCAGUGAUUCUGAACGUUCUUAAUUUGCCAGUAAAACAAGUCUAACAGAGAGGAGGAAAUCAGGCACAAAGUGACUAAUUCUCAUGCCUGUUUGCAAAGCAAACUAUAAGGAAUGAUGCAACUGAGCAACUAAGUGAAUAGGUCACUUCAUCCAGAUUGAGAAAAUAUCAUAAAUGUUAACUUAUCUCCCCAGAAGCUAUUUUUUGCCUUAAAAUGACAUGGUUAUGUUUUUGUAAGAGAAACUUAAUUUAAUAUAAUUAUGUGCAUUUAAGUGAGCAGUUCUGGAAUUCGUGUAUGACAAUGCAGUUGUCUGUUUCCUGAAAACAAAUAAAUCAGGAAUAUCAUAUCCAUUUCAAGCUACCAUUCAAAUGUAAUUUCCUUUGCUCUCUUUUACUGGGAUUAUUUGUUUUAAAGUAAAACAUUAAAAAGAUGUCUAUAAACAGCUAGUGUGACUGCUUUCAUCUCGUACUAACUGGUUUGUUCUCAACUAACUGGGUCCCAGUCGAUGAAACUGAUCGUAUACAGAUUUGGGGUUGAAAUUAAAAAUUACCUUUUUCCAGUG